AGACUUCCGCGAACACUUGUGAAAUAGAUCAAUGAGAUAAAUGAACAAUUCUUCCUUAUUAGUUGUUAAUUUUCCUUAAAUCUAAAAGGCACAAUCUAGAUUCAAGCCAAUGUUUUAAGUAGUUGAACAUAUUAUUACUCCAACUUCGUGAAAAAUGACAAAUUGACACGUUUUCAUUUUCGGCAGAAACAACUUUAUAUCAGAAAAGUGUGGACUUUGAUUUUUUGACUGGCUGCACAUGCGCAGUUUGUCGUGUCGUCGCCAUAACAGCACCAACAAAUGGAAUUGGUUGAUUUCUAUUGGACAAGCAGCUUAGUCUUUGUCUGGAUCAUCCAAUCACAAGCGAGAAAACAAAAUUAACCCGGAAAUAGUUAACCCAAAGAGUUUACCGCGAAAUUGAGCAGACAGACGGGGAGAAGACAAAAACGAAGAAACACGGAACCGACUGAAAAAGUAGUAUUGCAUAUAGAUAUUAUUAUCAUAUUUAUACACCUCGGCUGUCCGGUACAUACCGGUCAACUUUGACUGACUACUAAUGGACGAGUAUGACGAGAUGUUCGGGAUAGAGGACGAGUAUGAACAACAGUUCGCUGAUGAGCUGGAGGUCCUGGCUGAGAUGGACUUUAAUCCAGCUCCUUCCACUAAACGGUCAGAGUUCCGGAAGCAGAAGCCUCAGUCGUUCCAGGAAGCCAUCACCGCUGGUGACCAGCCACUCAGGAGCCAAUCACAGGCAUCGUCAGAACGGAGCCUCGGCCAAUUGGAAGGCCCGUCUGUGGCGUGUGACGGAGAGGACAUAGAACACCUGCUGGCGGACGAGCCAAUCACUCCCAAGGCUAAGCGUCUGAGGCAGGAUGUGGCUAAGAAGCUGUUUGAGGUGUCUCAGGUUGAUGACAUCACCCCCCCGUCGUCUCCAGAGGAGUUCCAUCGAACCCCGAGCAGCAGACCCCAGCUAAUCCCGGUGAUCUUGGACAUCAGUGGCUUCGCAGCCAUCCAGGAGUCUCCUCGGAGAGUCACCGCGGCAACGUCGUGUCACGUUCUGAAGCGCCCCCCGGCCGAGGGGGGAUACGUUAGCGUGACGGACCAGACAGGAAACCGCGUCUACCUCCGACAGACAGACGACCUGAGGGGAAAGGCUGUGGACCCCAGUGCUUUUCGUAGCUCCCAUAAUGCAUUGGGUUUGCUGGCUGUUCCCAUCGAGGUACUGAGAGAACAGGUGGCAGAGAAGCGUCAUCGCCAAGUGGUGGAGGAAUCUCAGCGCCUGACAGAGCGACUCAACAGUCAAGUGGAUGAAGAGUUUGGAGAGCUGGACGGUAGACAGAGAGAAGAGGGGGAUCGAGAGGAGGAGGAGGAGGAAUCUUCUCGUCUCUGGGUGGAUCAGUUUUCUCCUCAACACUACACUGAACUACUCAGCGACGACUUCACCAACCGCUGUUUGCUGAAGUGGCUGAAGCUGUGGGACCAGGUGGUGUUUGGACGAGAGAGGAAGACACGCCCACCCCCAGGCCGGGGUCGCUUUAAUUCCACCAACCGGAGCCAGGGGAACUUUAAUCAAGCCAAUCAGAAAUUUAAGACCAAGAGUCAGAUCACUGAGGAGCUUCUGGAGGCCGAACUGGACCAGUACAAAAGGCCCAGAUACAAGGUGGUGCUGCUGUCUGGUCCUCCGGGUUUAGGGAAGACCACUCUGGCCCACAUCAUCGCUAAGCAUGCUGGGUACAACGUGGUGGAGAUUAACGCCAGUGAUGACCGCAGUGCGGAGCUGUUCCAGAAGCGUAUCGACACAGCGACCCAGAUGAGGUCAGUGCUGGGAGCCAAUGAGAAGCCUAACUGCCUCAUCAUCGACGAGAUCGACGGAGCGCCCGCCGCUGCCAUCAGCAUCCUAUUGGCCACUCUGAACAGGAAGGACAGCCAGGGGGCGGAGUCAGAGGCGGAGCCUCUAAAGAAGAAGAAGAAAAAAGAGUCGGUCCUCCUCCGACCAAUCAUCUGCAUCUGUAACGACCUGUAUGUUCCAGCCCUGAGGCCUCUGAGGCAGCAGGCGUUUCUAUUGGCCUUCCCCCAGACACAGCCUUCCCGCCUGGCACAGAGACUGGCUGAGAUCUCCAGGGGCCAGGGUAUGAAGGCUGACAUGGGGACUCUGAUGGCUCUCUGUGAGAAGACGGACAAUGACAUCAGAUCCUGCAUAAACACACUGCAGGUACACACACACACACACACACACACACACACACACACACACACACACACACACACACACACACACACACACACACACACACACACACACACACACACACACACACACACACUGUGUUUCCAGAUUAUAAGAGCUACCAUGUAUUACAACAAUAUCAAGGGUCCAAACACUGAUCCCUGAGGAACACCUGUCUGUACACAUUAUCUCACAGUUGACAACUGGGAUGGAAAAUGACUGAGAAUGAGAGGAGUGGCAAUAUCGUCCUCUAUCUGCCAUAUCUUCAAUAUUAGUCUACUAGAAAGUCUGUUCCCUCAGGCCUGGAGGGAAGCUAAAGUCAUUCUACUACUUAAGAAUAGUAAAGCCCUCUACUGGCUCAUAGCCGACCA
Molecule: messenger RNA, 2577 nt
Organism: Oncorhynchus gorbuscha (pink salmon)
Lineage: Eukaryota; Metazoa; Chordata; Actinopteri; Salmoniformes; Salmonidae
Product: chromosome transmission fidelity protein 18 homolog
Exons: 14
Coding region: 536-2371 (611 amino acids)
Molecular function (GO): ATP hydrolysis activity; ATP binding
Source: RefSeq, a predicted model, not a curated record